UUGUUAUCAACAUUGUCAAUGUCUUGGAUGUCAUCAUGAUGUCAUAGUGAUUUUUUAAUUUCUGUGUAUUUAUUACAAAUGUUAUUAUUGUUAUUAAAAUAAUGCCCAUCACGCUGUAAAUCAAAUAAGAUUAGAUUAACGACAUUUAAUCGUUACAAAACGAAGCUGAUUAUUAACACAAGAAGAGUCAAUACUUUCCUACAUGGAGCUCGACACAGCUCGUCAGGAGAAGUUGAACAUACUUAGGAAACCGGCGGUGGUGGCGGAGGAUCUGACUAGGGCCAGACGUGUGGCUGAACUAGAACGAAUCCAACGGGAAAAACUGGAGAAGAAAGUGAACGAACUCGAAGACAAGUUGAAUAGCAUUUGCUCGGCUGAGCCAGUUGCUGAGAGUAAGGAACAACGCAAAUUGGAAGCGGAAAACUCAUCACUGAAAUCUCAGAUCAGAGACUUGAAAGAUGAGAUAGAGGAACUCAAACUAAAUGCAGAGCAGCUUCAAGAUUAUAGAAAUAAGUACCUCCAAGCCCAACAAGAAGCCAUGGAGUACAAGAGACAGCUGGAAGUACUCGACUACGACAACCGACAAGUCUCGGAACAAGUACAAAUUGAAAUACAAAAAAUGAAGAUGCAAUUCCAAGAGAAACUGAUGGAGCUGUCACCGCUUCCGGACCUCCUGAAGAACGCUCAGAUCCAGCUGCAGGAGGCCAAGCAGCUCCAAGACCUGGCUGAAGACAGCUCCCGCCAGCUCUCCGCCGAGCUGCAGAGAGUUAAUGAGAAGCUUAUUAUCGCUAUAAAUAAUUACACACAUGAAAAGGCCGAGAAGCAUCAAAUUUUGGAGGAAAAUAAAACUCUUACUGCUGAACUCGAAGAGAAGGAAAACGAAAUUGUCCAGUUAAAUAAACUUAUUGAGGAGUCUAAAUACACAAUCACUCGUCUUGAAGAGAGACUCAGUAACCUCGACCAAAGGUUCCGGGAGAAGUCGAGUGAAGUCAACCAAGUAAUGCGGGAUCUGGAGGACUUGAAGAGCGAGAGUCACCGUUCACUGCUGCGGUCCAAGGAACGCUCGGAGACGACACGACGACAGCUGCAAGCCCAGGUGUCGGAGCUGGAGAGACAGCUCUCGGAGAGCCGGGCGCAGUGUCGGGCCAGCCAGAGGGAGAGAGAUGAGGCCCGACAGCGGAUACUGAUGCAGGUCAACAACCUGAAGGAGAAUUACGACUUAGUCGAGAUCAGACUUCGUACCCUUCAGCAGGAAGUCACAUCUCUGAAGACCAACUACUCCAGCAUCAUGCUGGAUGAUGAAGAGAACCCUGCGAUUUCUCUGUACCGCGAGUCGUGAUGGUGGAUCGCAACGAUUUAUUAGUUAGUCUUUAUUUUGUACGUUUAUGUUGUAUUUUCGUUUUAUUGUGGUUUAAUAAAAAGCUUUGUCCUUGGUA
Molecule: messenger RNA, 1436 nt
Organism: Plutella xylostella (diamondback moth)
Lineage: Eukaryota; Metazoa; Arthropoda; Insecta; Lepidoptera; Plutellidae
Product: outer dense fiber protein 2
Biological process (GO): regulation of cilium assembly
Cellular component (GO): centrosome
Source: RefSeq, a predicted model, not a curated record